Molecule: messenger RNA, 2549 nt
Organism: Gadus macrocephalus (Pacific cod)
Lineage: Eukaryota; Metazoa; Chordata; Actinopteri; Gadiformes; Gadidae
Product: tetratricopeptide repeat protein 9A
Exons: 3
Coding region: 655-1419 (254 amino acids)
Molecular function (GO): protein binding
Source: RefSeq, a predicted model, not a curated record
ACGUAUCAUCAUUCCCAAGGUCGGUUGAAACAGGGCCAGUUGGAGUUCCGAGAACUUCCGACGGACGGCAUUCCCCUCCGUGGAGUCAGGCUGGGAUGACAUCAUCAUCUUCUCCCCAGAACCACUGCCCACCACACCAUCACACCCCGUCACCGGGAGACGGGGUGUGCACGAGGAGCCCGAGACAGAGACAGCGAGUGAGAGAGAGAGAGAGAGAGAGAGAGAGAGAGAGAGAGAGAGAGAGAGAGAGAGAGAGAGAGAGAGAGAGAGAGAGAGAGAGAGAGAGAGAGAGAGAGAGAGAGAGAGAGAGAGAGAGAGAGAGAGAGAGAGAGAGAGAGAGAGAGAGAGAGAGAGAGAGAGAGAGAGAGAGAGAGAGAGAGAGAGAGAGACUGGUCCGAGUAAACAGGCUGUGUUGAAGAACCAAUCGGAGAGCGUCAGACACCAACCCUCCACCGGGGAGCGCUCCGCCCGUUUGUUUCGCGCGCGCGGAGGGCGUUCAUCUGCGCGUGGUUCUUCCAGCGGACGCACGAGCCGAGGAGCAGGAUGCCACCAGCGACCCCGCAUCUCAAAUCCCCCCGUUGUUAUUAGUCUGACGGCGCGGAACAACACAGAUCCACUCGGAGCCUUCGCUAAUACAGGACCGUCGGAAAGACGAUGAGCGUCCGCCCGGCUGCCCAGGACGGGGAGGCUGCAGGCCCGGGGAGGAAGUGUGACAGCGGCGCGGCGGCUGGAUCCCCGCGGCACCAGCAGCAGCAGCCACCCAACCUCCGCACCAAGGAUGCCCGCUUCCAGCACCAGCAACAACAGAGGCACCACCACGGAGGGCCGCAGCUCCGGCAGCCGUCCUCCGCACACUCCGAGCCGGCCGACACAGUGCGCCGGGCGCUGGACUUCAAGACGCAGGGCACCCAAUGCUACAAGGACAAGAAGUACCGGGAGGCCAUCGGGAAGUACCACCGCGCUCUGCUGGAGAUGAAGGGUCUGUGUCGCGUGCUGGGAGACCCGGACACUGGCUCUGCUGGGACCGGGUCCAGCACCCCCAAGUCCCCGCCUUCGCUCCUCCUGACGAGCCACGGUAAGUCCAGCCCGCUGACGGAGGAGCAGGAGGGGGCCGUGGAGAACGCGGAGCUCGAGUGCUACAACAGCCUGGCGGCCUGCCUGCUGCAGAUGGAGCUGGUCAACUACGAGCGAGUGAAGGAGUACUGUCUCAAGGUGCUCCGGAAGGAGGGGGAGAACUUCAAGGCCCUGUACCGCUCCGGCGUGGCCUAUUACCACCUGGGGGACUUCCAGAAGGCCCUGCACUACCUCAAGGAGUCCCACAAACAGGAGCCGUCCGACACCAACGUCAUCCGAUACAUCCAGCUGACGGAGCUGAAGAUCCGACGCACCGCCCAGCGGGACAAGAAGGAGGCGGCAUGAACCCCGGUUUGCCUAAGAAACCGCACCACCCUCCCCCCAAACCCCCAAACCCCCAAACCCCAACCCCAUCCACCGACCCACCCCAACCGAGACCCUCACCAAACCCCAUCACCCUCACCCAACCCCAUCACCCCACCUAACCCCAUCCCCCCCAACCACCAACCAGGCCCAACCACCAACCACCAACCCGGCCCACACCUCCCAACUGUGACCACCCAGACCUUACACGCACCGCGCCGUCGGUGUAGCUACAAAGAUGCAUCUGACCUUUUAUUCAGACGACCCCCCGUCGCUUUCCGACCUCACCCGGGCGUUUGUCUCUCACCUCGCUCGAGCUACACGCCAACCCUUUUCCCUCGAGGGUGUUGUGAAUAUCGUUUAACCCCCGUAACCCUCUCGCAGUAGUCGUAGGCUUGUGUAGAAAAAAACGCGCUCCGUGCUGCCGUCUCGCCGGUGUGGAGGAGUGCGACACACUGCCAGUCAAAACAUCGCACUCUCAGCCCCCACCGAGCCAGAGUCCGUGGGCGACCAGAGCAGCUUCACCUUCACACCUUCCCUUUACUCAACAUGUUUUUAUUAUUGGCAUGGCGUGCGUGUGGGUGUGUGCGCAUUUGUAUUUCUGUGUGUGUGUGUGUGUGUGUGUCUGUGUGUGUGUGUUUUUGUGUGUGGGAGAGUGUGCGAGUGUGUGUGGUUGUGUUUCAGAAAAAACAACAUCUACUUUUAAGUCAACUGAACAGUAUUUUUUAGAAGGACUACGACAUAUAUACUGUCGAUAGGCCAAAUAUCUAAGAACAAAGUUGCGUUUUCCGGUGAAAAAGGGACUCUUCCUUGAGGGUAAAAACCCGACCAGUGUUUGGGUUGGCUGUGUGUUAACCAUAUCACACAUUCUGUGUAUAUAUGGGAUAGCCCAAUAUUUCUUUGGUUAGCUGUGUGUUAAACAUAUCACACUCUCUGUGUAUAAAGUGUAUGAGCUAGCCUGGCCUCCUUGCAAUGGGCGCCGCUAUGAUGGAAGAUGGACGUCAUUCUUGUCCUGUUUUCUUAAUGCCAAACCAAGCACUUCAAUCACACUGCAUAAGAUAUAUGUACAAGCACACUGUCAACAGAUCUAUGUAAUAAAGAUAAAUAAAGAU